This is a messenger RNA of Coregonus sp. 'balchen', 13235 nucleotides long. The record is from the annotation of a GenBank genome assembly. NCBI's taxonomy places the organism in Eukaryota, Metazoa, Chordata, Actinopteri, Salmoniformes, Salmonidae.
AUGUUGACCUUCAAAGCGUUACAGAGGAACAAAACCCUUAAAUAUGGCGUUCCCAUGUUGGUGAGUCAUAGGUUUGAUACCGUCUUUUCAGUUUCGUGACAGACUUUUGCUUUCUAGAGAGAGGGUAGCUAGCUUAGCUAUCAGUGGCUAUUAGCUUAUCAGCUAACGUUAGCUAAAGUUGGCUACAUCCACUAGAUAGCAGCUUGAUCAUUAACAUCAACACGUAGGCUACAAACAUGAACAGCGAAUUUUCAACUAGCCCUCUGAGACUGACAAAAUAAAAGCCACUCUCCAAACAAUUAAAGUACAAGUGAACUGAGACAUCUUCAACAGAGAGUUAACUAGAAGCACUAAUAAGUCAUCCAUCCUCUGUAUCCGUCCUCUGUUUGAACACCUAAAUGCACAUUCAUCCUUGACGGCAUACUUGUUAGUUUCAAUAGUUAGUGCAGUCAGAGAUCGUAUGACUGUCCAGUCUGUGCUUGUAUAUUGAUGACAAUGCCUCGUUAUGAAACCAAUUUAUGACGUCUGGAUUCUGUUUCUAAGUUGCUGGUAGUGGGAGGUUCCUUUGGGCUCCGGGAGUUCACACAGAUCCGCUACGACGCUCAGAAGAUCAGGAAGAAGGUACAGCAGCUGAUCCAGCAUAAUGAAAUCAACACCGUGUGCUCUGAAAUGUAUGAAAGACUGCCUUAGGCACCGAGCGCAGACAGAUAGGACCAACAGGACAGACAGACGGGCAGUGAGAGACAUCCUGAGGCGCUGAGGGUUAUACCUCCUUUCCAGUCCUAAGAGGUUAUUUGAUUCCUCAGCAAAUAUCUUUAUUUUCUUGCGGUAUUUAUAAUAUCAUUUUUUACUACACACUGCAGUAUAUCAUUUUACUCUUUCAAAUGUAUGUAUGUAUGCAUGCGCGCGUGCGUGUGUGUGAACAUUUGACUGAUGAUUUGACGGCACAGUGGCACUGACGCUGAGUGUGUGGAUGUAGCGCCACCCUGUGGACAGAUGGAGUACUGCUCAUGAGUCAGUCACGACGCAGGUACACUAGAACCUUUACGUGUCAAAAUAGCACGAUGUAUUCAGUGCUGCCCUCUAGGACUGAAAUCUGUACAUUAUGUGACAGAAUCAUCAUACCUCUACGCAGCUGUAUAUUCUAUAUACCACCUACCACUAACUAGUAUCUUUGAUGACAAAAAAAAUACAGUGCUCUUAUAUGAAUAGCUAUGACCUAGAUACAAUGACAUCACUGUCUAGUUUUGAACCCUGAUCUGAGGGGGUGGGGGGAGGGGGGGGGUGAGAGUGAGAGAGAGACCGUGUGAGAGUGAAAUCCCAAAUGACCCCCUAUUCUCAGGAUCUCAAAUGACCCCUUAUUCCCUGGAUCUCAAAUGACUAUAUAGUGCGGUACUUUUGACCAGGGCUCAUAGGGAAUAGGGUGCCAUUUGGGAUGCAUCCUAGGGCUGGAGCUAGGGAGGACAUCAAGCCUGUCUGUUCCAUGCAGUUGACUCCUCUCCUCUUGUCUUGUGUUAGGGGGGCCUGGGGCUGAUGUACUAGGGCUGGGCCUCUCCUCUUGUCUUGUGUUAGGGGGGCCUGGGGCUGAUGUACUAGGGCUGGGCCUCUCCUCUUGUCUUGUGUUAGGGGGGCCUGGGGCUGAUGUACUAGGGCUGGGCCUCUCCUCUUGUCUUGUGUUAGGGGGGCCUGGGGCUGAUGUACUAGGGCUGGGCCUCUCCUCUUGUCUUGUGUUAGGGGGGCCUGGGGCUGAUGUACUAGGGCUGGGCCAUGAGGGAAAAAAUACAGAUUGUGAUAAAUUAAUGUGAUGAUUAGUAGAACAAUAUAUUUAUAACAUUAAUGUGCACUACAGUUUAUAACAUUAAUGUACACCACAGUUUAUAACAUUAACGUGCACCACAGUUUAUAACAUUAAUGUACACCACAGUUUAUAACAUUAAUGUGCACCACAGUUUAUAACAUUAACGUGCACCACAGUUUAUAACAUUAAUGUGCACCACAGUUUAUAACAUUAACGUGCACCACAGUUUAUAACAUUAACGUGCACCACAGUUUAUAACAUUAACGUGCACCACAGUUUAUAACAUUAACGUGUACCACAGUUUAUAACAAUAACGUACACCACAGUUUAUAACAUUAAUGUGCACCACAGUUUAUAACAUGAAUGUGCACCACAGUUUAUAACAUUAACGUGCACCACAGUUUAUAACAUUAAUGUGCACCACAGUUUAUAACAUUAACGUGCACCACAGUUUAUAACAUUAACGUGUACCACAGUUUAUAACAUUAACGUGCACCACAGUUUAUAACAUUAACGUGUACCACAGUUUAUAACAUUAACGUGCACCACAGUUUAUAACAUUAACGUGCACCACAGUUUAUAACAUUAACGUGUACCACAGUUUAUAACAUUAACGUGCACCACAGUUUAUAACAUUAACGUGUACCACAGUUUAUAACAUUAACGUGCACCACAGUUUAUAACAUUAACGUGUACCACAGUUUAUAACAUUAACGUGCACCACAGUUUAUAACAUUAACGUGCACCACAGUUUAUAACAUUAAUGUGCACUACAGUUUAUAACAUUAAUGUACACCACAGUUUAUAACAUUAACGUGCACCACAGUUUAUAACAUUAAUGUACACCACAGUUUAUAACAUUAAUGUGCACCACAGUUUAUAACAUUAACGUGCACCACAGUUUAUAACAUUAAUGUGCACCACAGUUUAUAACAUUAACGUGCACCACAGUUUAUAACAUUAACGUGUACCACAGUUUAUAACAAUAACGUACACCACAGUUUAUAACAUUAAUGUGCACCACAGUUUAUAACAUGAAUGUGCACCACAGUUUAUAACAUUAACGUGACACCACAGUUUAUAAACAUCAAUGUGCACCACAGUUUUAUAAACAUUAACGUGCACCACAGUUUAUAACAUUAACGUGUACCACAGUUUUAUAACAUUAACGUGCACCACGUUUUAUAACAUUAACGUGUACCACAGUUUAUAACAUUACUGUACACCACAGUUUAUACAUAAUGUACACCACAGUUUAUAACAUUAAUGUGCACCACAGUUUUAUAAACAUUACGUGCACCACAGUUUAUAAACAUUAACGUGCACCACAGUUUUAUAAUAUUAACGUGCACCACAGUUUAUAACAUUAAUGUGCACCACAUUUUAUAACAUUAAUGUACACCACAGUUUAUAACAUUAACUGUGCACCCAGUUUAUAACAUUAAUGUGCACCACAGUUUAUAACAUUAACGUGUACCACAGUUUAUAACAUUAACGUGCACCACAGUUUAUAACAUUAACGUGUACCACAGUUUAUAACAUUAAUGUACACCACAGUUUAACAUUAAUGUACACCACAGUUUAUAACAUUAACGUGCACCACAGUUUAUAACAUUAAUGUAAACCACAGUUUAUAACAUGAAUGUGCACCACAGUUUAUAACAUUAACGUGCACCACAGUUUAUAACAUUAAUGUACACCACAGUUUAUAACAUGAAUGUGCACCACAGUUUAUAACAUUAACGUGCACCACAGUUUAUAACAUUAACGUGCACCACAGUUUAUAACAUUAAUGUACACCACAGUUUUAUAACAUGAGUGCAACCACAGUUUAUAACAUUAACGUGCACCACAGUUUAUAACAUUAACGUACACCACAGUUUAUAACAUUAACGUGUACCACAGUUUAUAAUAUUAACGUGUACCACAGUUUAUAACAUUAACGUACACCACAGUUUAACAUUAAUGUGCACCACAGUUUAUAACAUUAACGUGCACCACAGUUUAUAACAUUAACGUGCACCACAGUUUAUAACAUUAAUGUGCACCACAGUUUAUAACAAUAACGUACACCACAGUUUAUAACAAUAACGUACACCACAGUUUAUAACAUUAAUGUGCACCACAGUUUAUAACAUUAACGUGCACCACAGUUUAUAACAUUAACGUGCACCACAGUUUAUAACAUUAACGUACACCACAGUUUAUAACAUUAACGUGCACCACAGUUUGUAACAUUAACGUGCACCACAGUUUAUAACAUUAAUGUGCACCACAGUUUAUAACAUUAACGUGCACCACAGUUUAUAACAUUAACGUACACCACAGUUUAUAACAUUAACGUGCACCACAGUUUAUAACAUUAACAUACACCACAGUUUAUAACAUUAACGUGCACCACAGUUUAUAACAUUAAUGUGCACCACAGUUUAUAACAUUAACGUGCACCACAGUUUAUAACAAUAACGUACACCACAGUUUAUAACAUUAAUGUGCACCACAGUUUAUAACAUUAACGUACACCACAGUUUAUAACAUUAAUGUGCACCACAGUUUAUAACAUUAAUGUACACCACAGUUUAUAACAUUAAUGUACACCACAGUUUAUAACAUUAACGUGUACCACAGUUUAUAACAUUAAUGUGCACCACAGUUUAUAACAUUAACGUGCACCACAGUUUAUAACAUUAACGUGCACCACAGUUUAUAACAUUAACGUACACCACAGUUUAUAACAUUAACGUGCACCACAGUUUAUAACAUUAACGUACACCACAGUUUAUAACAUUAACGUGCACCACAGUUUAUAACAUUAACGUGCACCACAGUUUAUAACAUUAACGUGCACCACAGUUUAUAACAUUAACGUGCACCACAGUUUAUAACAUUAAUGUACACCACAGUUUAUAACAUUAACGUACACCACAGUUUAUAACAUUAACGUACACCACAGUUUAUAACAUUAACGUGCACCACAGUUUAUAACAUUAAUGUACACCACAGUUUAUAACAUUAACAUGCACCACAGUUUAUAACAUUAAUGUGCACCACAGUUUAUAACAUUAACGUGCACCACAGUUUAUAACAUUAACGUGCACCACAGUUUAUAACAUUAAUGUACACCACAGUUUAUAACAUUAACGUGCACCACAGUUUAUAACAUUAACGUGCACCACAGUUUAUAACAUUAACGUGCACCACAGUUUAUAACAUUAACGUGCACCACAGUUUAUAACAUUAACGUACACCACAGUUUAUAACAUUAAUGUACACCACAGUUUAUAACAUUAAUGUACACCACCAUUUAUAACAUUAAUGUGCACCACAGUUUAUAACAUUAAUGUACACCACAGGUUUUUAUUUAUUUUUUAUGACCCUUUCAACUACCACUUCUAGUUUGAUGGUUUUAGCCAUCAACUGUCCCAUUUAACAAUCACCUAUAUUGGCAAAUGAACGAAAUCAGCAAAAUGGUCGGUGGCGGAUCAUUUUUCGGUUUUAUUGUCCCUGUUCUAUGAUACACCCUCAGCAGUGACAGUCUCCCCCUUAACCCUGGUCCUCAGCAGUGACAGUCUCCCUCUCAACCCUGGUCCUCAGCAGUGACAGUCUCCCUCUCAACCCUGGUCCUCAGCAGUGACAGUCUCCCUCUCAACCCUGGUCCUCAGCAGUGACAGUCUCCCUCUCAACCCUGGUCCUCAGCAGUGACAGUCUCCCCCUUAACCCUGGUCCUCAGCAGUGACAGUCUCCCUCUCAACCCUGGUCCUCAGCAGUGACAGUCUCCCCCUUAGCCCUGGUCCUCAGCAGUGACAGUCUCCCCCUUAGCCCUGGUCCUCAGCAGUGACAGUCUCCCCCUUAGCCCUGGUCCUCAGCAGUGACAGUCUCCCCCUUAGCCCUGGUCCUCAGCAGUGACAGUCUCCCUCUCAACCCUGGUCCUCAGCAGUGACAGUCUCCCCCUUAGCCCUGGUCCUCAGCAGUGACAGUCUCCCCCUUAACCCUGGUCCUCAGCAGUGACAGUCUCCCCCUUAACCCUGGUCCUCAGCAGUGACAGUCUCCCCCUUAACCCUGGUCCUCAGCAGUGACAGUCUCCCCCUUAACCCUGGUCCUCAGCAGUGACAGUCUCCCCCUUAACCCUGGUCCUCAGCAGUGACAGUCUCCCCCUUAACCCUGGUCCUCAGCAGUGACAGUCUCCCCCUUAACCCUGGUCCUCAGCAGUGACAGUCUCCCCCUUAACCCUGGUCCUCAGCAGUGACAGUCUCCCCCUUAACCCUGGUCCUCAGCAGUGACAGUCUCCCUCUCAACCCUGGUCCUCAGCAGUGACAGUCUCCCUCUCAACCCUGGUCCUCAGCAGUGACAGUCUCCCUCUUAACCCUGGUCCUCAGCAGUGACAGUCUCCCUCUUAACCCUGGUCCUCAGCAGUGACAGUCUCCCCCUCAACCCUGGUCCUCAGCAGUGACAGUCUCCCUCUCAACCCUGGUCCUCAGCAGUGACAGUCUCCCUCUCAACCCUGGUCCUCAGCAGUGACAGUCUCCCUCUCAACCCUGGUCCUCAGCAGUGACAGUCUCCCUCUCAACCCUGGUCCUCAGCAGUGACAGUCUCCCUCUUAACCCUGGUCCUUAGCAGUGACAGUCUCCCCCUUAACCCUGGUCCUCAGCAGUGACAGUCUCCCUCUCAACCCUGGUCCUCAGCAGUGACAGUCUCCCCCUUAACCCUGGUCCUCAGCAGUGACAGUCUCCCCCUUAGCCCUGGUCCUCAGCAGUAACAGUCUCCCUCUCAACCCUGGUCCUCAGCAGUGACAGUCUCCCUCUCAACCCUGGUCCUCAGCAGUGACAGUCUCCCUCUCAACCCUGGUCCUCAGCAGUGACAGUCUCCCUCUUAACCCUGGUCCUCAGCAGUGACAGUCUCCCUCUCAACCCUGGUCCUCAGCAGUGACAGUCUCCCUCUUAACCCUGGUCCUCAGCAGUGACAGUCUCCCUCUUAGCCCUGGUCCUCAGCAGUGACAGUCUCCCCCUUAACCCUGGUCCUCAGCAGUGACAGUCUCCCCCCUUAACCCUGGUCCUCAGCAGUGACAGUCUCCCCCCUUAACCCUGGUCCUCAGCAGUGACAGUCUCCCCCUUAACCCUGGUCCUCAGCAGUGACAGUCUCCCCCUUAACCCUGGUCCUCAGCAGUGACAGUCUCCCCCUUAACCCUGGUCCUCAGCAGUGACUGUCUCCCUCUCAACCCUGGUCCUCAGCAGUGACAGUCUCCCUCUUAACCCUGGUCCUCAGCAGUGACAGUCUCCCUCUCAACCCUGGUCCUCAGCAGUGACAGUCUCCCUCUUAACCCUGGUCCUCAGCAGUGACAGUCUCCCUCUUAGCCCUGGUCCUCAGCAGUGACAGUCUCCCCCUUAACCCUGGUCCUCAGCAGUGACAGUCUCCCCCCUUAACCCUGGUCCUCAGCAGUGACAGUCUCCCCCUUAACCCUGGUCCUCAGCAGUGACAGUCUCCCCCCUUAACCCUGGUCCUCAGCAGUGACAGUCUCCCCCUUAACCCUGGUCCUCAGCAGUGACAGUCUCCCCCUUAACCCUGGUCCUCAGCAGUGACAGUCUCCCCCUUAGCCCUGGUCCUCAGCAGUGACAGUCUCCCUAUUAGCCCUGGUCCUCAGCAGUGACAGUCUCCCCCUUAACCCUGGUCCUCAGCAGUGACAGUCUCCCCCUUAACCCUGGUCCUCAGCAGUGACAGUCUCCCCCUUAACCCUGGUCCUCAGCAGUGACAGUCUCCCCCUUAACCCUGGUCCUUAGCAGUGACAGUCUCCCCCUUAGCCCUGGUCCUCAGCAGGGACAGUCUCCCCCUUAACCCUGGUCCUCAGCAGUGACAGUCUCCCCCUUAACCCUGGUCCUCAGCAGUGACAGUCUCCCCCUUAACCCUGGUCCUUAGCAGUGACAGUCUCCCCCUUAACCCUGGUCCUCAGCAGUGACAGUCUCCCCCUUAACCCUGGUCCUCAGCAGUGACAGUCUCCCCCUUAACCCUGGUCCUCAGCAGGGACAGUCUCCCCCUUAACCCUGGUCCUCAGCAGUGACAGUCUCCCCCUUAACCCUGGUCCUUAGCAGUGACAGUCUCCCCCUUAGCCCUGGUCCUCAGCAGGGACAGUCUCCCCCUUAACCCUGGUCCUCAGCAGUGACAGUCUCCCCCUUAACCCUGGUCCUCAGCAGUGACAGUCUCCCCCUUAACCCUGGUCCUCAGCAGUGACAGUCUCCCCCUUAACCCUGGUCCUUAGCAGUGACAGUCUCCCCCUUAGCCCUGGUCCUCAGCAGUGACAGUCUCCCCCUUAGCCCUGGUCCUCAGCAGUGACAGUCUCCCCCUUAACCCUGGUCCUCAGCAGUGACAGUCUCCCCCUUAGCCCUGGUCCUUAGCAGUGACAGUCUCCCCCUUAGCCCUGGUCCUCAGCAGUGACAGUCUCCCCCUUAACCCUGGUCCUCAGCAGUGACAGUCUCCCCCUUAACCCUGGUCCUCAGCAGUGACAGUCUCCCCCUUAGCCCCGGUCCUCAGCAGUGACAGUCUCCCCCUUAACCCUGGUCCUCAGCAGUGGACAGUCUCCCCCUUAACCCUGGUCCUCAGCAGUGACAGUCUCCCCCUUAACCCUGGUCCUCAGCAGUGACAGUCUCCCCCUUAACCCUGGUCCUCAGCAGUGACAGUCUCCCCCUUAGCCCUGGUCCUCAGCAGUGACAGUCUCCCUCUUAGCCCUGGUCCUCAGCAGUGACAGUCUCCCCCUUAGCCCUGGUCCUCAGCAGUGACAGUCUCCCCCUUAACCCUGGUCCUCAGCAGUGACAGUCUCCCCCUUAGCCCUGGUCCUCAGCAGUGACAGUCUCCCUCUCAACCCUGGUCCUCAGCAGUGACAGUCUCCCCCUUAACCCUGGUCCUCAGCAGUGACAGUCUCCCCCUUAACCCUGGUCCUCAGCAGUGACAGUCUCCCCCUUAACCCUGGUCCUCAGCAGUGACAGUCUCCCCCUUAGCCCUGGUCCUCAGCAGUGACAGUCUCCCUCUUAGCCCUGGUCCUCAGCAGUGACAGUCUCCCCCUUAGCCCUGGUCCUCAGCAGUGACAGUCUCCCCCUUAACCCUGGUCCUCAGCAGUGACAGUCUCCCCCUUAGCCCUGGUCCUCAGCAGUGACAGUCUCCCUCUUAGCCCUGGUCCUCAGCAGUGACAGUCUCCCCCUUAACCCUGGUCCUCAGCAGUGACAGUCUCCCCCUUAGCCCUGGUCCUCAGCAGUGACAGUCUCCCUCUUAGCCCUGGUCCUCAGCAGUGACAGUCUCCCCCUUAACCCUGGUCCUCAGCAGUGACAGUCUCCCCCUUAACCCUGGUCCUCAGCAGUGACAGUCUCCCCCUUAACCCUGGUCCUCAGCAGUGACAGUCUCCCCCUUAACCCUGGUCCUUAGCAGUGACAGUCUCCCCCUUAGCCCUGGUCCUCAGCAGGGACAGUCUCCCCCUUAACCCUGGUCCUCAGCAGUGACAGUCUCCCCCUUAACCCUGGUCCUCAGCAGUGACAGUCUCCCCCUUAACCCUGGUCCUCAGCAGUGACAGUCUCCCCCUUAACCCUGGUCCUCAGCAGUGACAGUCUCCCCCUUAACCCUGGUCCUCAGCAGUGACAGUCUCCCCCUUAACCCUGGUCCUCAGCAGUGACAGUCUCCCCCUUAACCCUGGUCCUUAGCAGUGACAGUCUCCCCCUUAGCCCUGGUCCUCAGCAGGGACAGUCUCCCCCUUAACCCUGGUCCUCAGCAGUGACAGUCUCCCCCUUAACCCUGGUCCUCAGCAGUGACAGUCUCCCCCUUAACCCUGGUCCUUAGCAGUGACAGUCUCCCCCUUAGCCCUGGUCCUCAGCAGUGACAGUCUCCCCCUUAGCCCUGGUCCUCAGCAGUGACAGUCUCCCCCUUAACCCUGGUCCUCAGCAGUGACAGUCUCCCCCUUAGCCCUGGUCCUUAGCAGUGACAGUCUCCCCCUUAGCCCUGGUCCUCAGCAGUGACAGUCUCCCCCUUAACCCUGGUCCUCAGCAGUGACAGUCUCCCCCUUAACCCUGGUCCUCAGCAGUGACAGUCUCCCCCUUAACCCUGGUCCUCAGCAGUGACAGUCUCCCCUUUAACCCUGGUCCUCAGCAGUGACAGUCUCCCCCUUAGCCCUGGUCCUCAGCAGUGACAGUCUCCCUCUUAGCCCUGGUCCUCAGCAGUGACAGUCUCCCCCUUAGCCCUGGUCCUCAGCAGUGACAGUCUCCCCCUUAACCCUGGUCCUCAGCAGUGACAGUCUCCCCCUUAGCCCUGGUCCUCAGCAGUGACAGUCUCCCCCUUAGCCCUGGUCCUCAGCAGUGACAGUCUCCCUCUUAACCCUGGUCCUCAGCAGUGACAGUCUCCCUCUUAACCCUGGUCCUCAGCAGUGACAGUCUCCCCCUUAACCCUGGUCCUCAGCAGUGACAGUCUCCCUCUUAACCCUGGUCCUCAGCAGUGACAGUCUCCCUCUUAACCCUGGUCCUCAGCAGUGACAGUCUCCCCCUUAACCCUGGUCCUCAGCAGUGACAGUCUCCCUCUCAACCCUGGUCCUCAGCAGUGACUGCUGCUGCUGUGAUUAUGUGUGUUUUAAGUUUGUGUGAGUGUGUUUGUGUAGUGUGUGUGUGUGUGUGUGCGUGAGAUAAAUAAUCGUAUAUGCAUACCUAGGCCUGGCCAAAUAGCCGCGGGUCGGAGUCAGUGCGUCUAUGUAGUGAAAAUAAUCACUUCCCAUGUUAACUAGAGGACACACUCAGCCGCUGUACACUACGUCACUAACCACUCCAUCUUCCCUCCCAGAUAGUGACCUAGUUAAGUCUUACAGCCACUGACUGUGUCUCUAUGACCCAAUUAGAGCUCUUCCUCGUUGACUCGUUCUAUUUAUCCCCCCCAGACCAACAUGGUUUGUGUCCCAAAUGGCACCCUGUUUCCCAUGUCAGGGGUGUCAAAACUCAUUCCACAGAGGGCCUAGUGUCUGCAGGUUUUGGGGUUUUUCCUUUCAAUGAAGACCUAGACAACCAGGUGAGGGGAGUUCCUUACUAAGACCUAGACAACCAGGUGAGGGGAGUUCCUUACUAAUCAGUGACCUUAAUUCAUCAAUCAAGUACAAGGGAGGAGUGUAAACCUGCAGACACUCGACCCGCCGUGGGAUGAGUUUGACACCUGGCCUAUGUAGUGCACUAUUUUUAACCAGAGCCCUAUAUAGGGAAUACAAUGCCAUUUGGGACUCAUCACCUGGUCUCCUCUCAAGGUUUCUCCCCUCCCACACCUCCUGGUCUCCUCUCAAGGUUUCUCCCCUCCCACACCUCCUGGUCUCCUCUCAAGGUUUCUCCCCUCCCACACCUCCUGGUCUCCUCUCAAGGUUUCUCCCCUCCCACACCUCCUGGUCUCCUCUCAAGGUUUCUCCCCUCCCACACCUCCUGGUCUCCUCUCAAGGUUUCUCCCCUCCCACACCUCCUGGUCUCCUCUCAAGGUUUCUCCCCUCCCACACCUCCUGGUCUCCUCUCAAGGUUUCUCCCCUCCCACACCUCCUGGUCUCCUCUCAAGGUUUCUCCCCUUCCACACCUCCUGGUCUCCUCUCAAGGUUUCUCCCCUCCCACACCUCCUGGUCUCCUCUCAAGGUUUCUCCCCUCCUGGUCUCCUCUCAAGGUUUCUUCCCUCCCGCUGGGGUCUGGUGGACUUCGCUCAACCUUCUGGGGGUUUUAGUGUAAUGUUUUGUUAAGUGCUCAUUGUCAAAGUGCUACACAAAUUAAAUAAUGAUUGGCUUUAUUUCAAAAUCAUUGUAAUACACUACACCUAAGGAAAGACCGAAGGCCGAAGGGAGGAGGAGGGGGGGGGGGGGGGAGGGAGGGGGAGGAGGGGGGGGAGGAGGAGGGGGAGGGGGGGGGGGGGCAAGGGGGGAGGGGGAGGAGCGAGGAGGGGGGGAGCGAGGAGGAGGAGGAGGGGGGAGGAGCGAAGAGGAGGAUGGGAGGAGGCUGCCUCUCAUUUUGAUUGGCAAGUGUUGGAACUCUGGAGCUUACUUGCUUCUUCUCCCCCCGAUUGAGUUGAGAGCUGUGAUUUAUACCAGCUGUAUCUUUCACAGAAUGUUCAUGAUCUAAUAUACCAUUUGUUCACCAAAUCAUAUUUCUGUGAUCUGUCUGUCUGUGUGUGAAUAAGGAACUGCCUUGUGUGUGUGUGUGUGUGACUGUAACCAUUCCUCUCCUCUCUCUCUCCUCCAGCUGGAUCCAACCCUGGAGGCCAAGGUGAAUCCCCAGAAACAGUCUGUAAUCCUGGAGGAGGAGUAUCAGGUAGGUGUCUGGGGGAUGAGGGGAGUUGAGCUGUGCUUGUACUGACAUGCUGUAGAAUAUUCUCUGACACCAUCCUGGAAGACUCAAAGAUAUGAUUUUUCCUUAUCUUUAAUUUCAAAAUAUGUGAUCUACUAAAACCUCCCCUGGUGUUCUGUUGUCUACUAAAACUUCCCCUGGUGUUCUGUUGUCUACUAAAACCUCCCCUGGUGUUCUGUUAUCUAGUAAAACCUCCCCUGGUGUUCUGUUAUCUACUAAAACCUCCCCUGGUGUUCUGUUAUCUACUAAAACCUCCCCUGGUGUUCUGUUAUCUACUAAAACCUCCCCUGGUGUUCUGUUAUCUACUAAAACCUCCCCUGGGGUUCUGUUAUCUACUAAAACCUCCCCUGGUGUUCUGUUAUCUACUAAAACCUCCCCUGGUGUUCUGUUAUCUAUUAAAACCUCCCCUGGGGUUCUGUUAUCUACUAAAACCUCCCCUGGUGUUCUGUUAUCUACUAAAAUCUCCCCUGGUGUUCUGUUAUCUACUAAAACCUCCCCUGGUGUUCUGUUAUCUAUUAAAACCUCCCCUGGUGUUCUGUUAUCUACUAAAACCUCCCCUGGUGUUCUGUUAUCUACUAAAACCUCCCCUGGUGUUCUGUUAUCUACUAUAACCUCCCCUGGUGUUCUGUUAUCUACUAAAACCUCCCCUGGUGUUCUGUUAUCUACUAAAACCUCCCCUGGUGUUCUGUUAUCUACUAAAACCUCCCCUGGGGUUCUGUUAUCUACUAAAACCUCCCCUGGUGUUCUGUUAUCUACUAAAACCUCCCCUGGUGUUCUGUUAUCUACUAAAACCUCCCCUGGUGUUCUGUUAUCUACUAAAACCUCCCCUGGUGUUCUGUUAUCUACUAAAACCUCCCCUGGUGUUCUGUUAUCUACUAAAACCUCCCCUGGUGUUCUGUUAUCUACUAAAACCUCCCCUGGUGUUCUGUGUAGUCCUGAUGUGUGGAGUAAAGACCUGCCCCUAACCCCAUCCUGUUGUCUCUCUGUCCCAACAACAGAAGAUGAAGGAUGUCAACCUGGAGGCGUGGAGGAACAUCAGAGGUCCUCGUCCCUGGGAAGACUCCAAGGAAUACCAGGAGCAGCAACGGUCCAGACAGGGAAAGGCAGCGUGA